GAAGAAAUCGAAGAGAAUGAAAUAACAAAAAAGUAGCACGAGAAAAAUUAAUUGAAAAAAAAUUUGAGAACCAAAAAAAAAAAGUAAAAUUAGUGUAAACAUUUCGAAGGUAAAAGUCUCAAAGAGCAACAACAAAAAUGCCUCAACUUGUAAAUAUGUUCAAACGGGCAUCCAGUUACAUCUUGGGCUAUGACGAAACGGAAAAUCAAAGCGACAUGAUGUACGAGGACAAUGAGAUGCUCUUCAGCAAAAACAACGUUUGCGUUCAUCCUCCGACAAUUGUUCGACAAGACAGCGAUAUCUUGCAUUAUCCGGGCUAUUUGACGGUAACGACGAAAACUUUCAUUGACCAAUACAACAAUGCCAAGCGCCCCACACUUUUACUCACCUGGAUCCCAAAUUCGACGCUCCGCAAAUCCGUUGAAAGUAACGGCGGAUGGUCGAAAGCCACAAACGAGGAACGAAAUCUCCUGAAAAAUAGUUCGACAAUUAGUACGAUAAGCGAAGAUUCGACGAGUUCAACAACGGGAUGUCACAUUAUCGGGCAAUAUAUCUCGCCGAAUAGCACAAAUCCCUUCAUCGAAGCGUAUAACGAACAACUAAAGUCGGAACAGCUGUCAGAUUCAAAAUCCGUAAACUUUUCUGAUUAUUCGGAAACCAUCAGUAUCGGCUCGAAUAGCGAUCGGGCAAGUACGAGUAACGAUAUGAGUCGAGAAGAUAUUGGCGUUGCUUCGGAUAAUGUUGAUAUGGAAGACGUUGACGAAGGAAUUAUCAUCGCUAAUGAGCCAAAUGUUCCCGUAAUUGAAUCUCCCGAAGAAAAAGAGUUGAAAAAUGAACUUCAACCUCUUUUAUCGAACGGCGAUGAAAAAUGCCCAAAAUUAAUUCAACAAAAUUCCGUUACUGUCAACAUUACAAUUGCGAAUCCAACGAUUCAGAAUACCGAUUCAAUGCCCGGCGUCGUUUCAACCAACGGAGAAAAAUUUGUACGUUCAUUAUCGCUCGAUUCAACGGCAACAAUUGACGAUCCAACGUGGAUGUCACCCGAAUUGCUCGCCUACAAACAUAAUCUCGCAUUUCCCGAUAGUACAUCCGGGUCUCCUGUCUUUACGAAAAAAGUUCCAACCAAAUGUCGACGAUUUUCCGUUGAUUUGAGUCAAAUGCGAGCAUUGCGGUUGUUUUUCAACGAUGACAGUUGCACAUCGGGACAAUUGGUUAUCGCGUCACGUGAGUCGCAAUACAAAAUUUUGCAUUUCCAUUAUGGCGGAUUGGAUCAUUUGGCACAAGUUUUGCAUCAAUGGCAUUGUACGUUGCACAAUAUCAAACUCGCACCCGGAACAGACGAAGCAAAUUUGCCGUAUCGACAAUUUAUGGUGUGUCGUCCCGAAGUGAAAAAGUCCGAAAUGCAUCCGGAUGAAGGAGAAGUCAGUAAAAUCACGACAGAUUACUUUUAUGGGACAUUAUUGAACGACAAAGGGCAAAUUGAAGACGAUUUGUUGUUAAGGAAAUGCGUUUUCUUCGGCGGUUUGGAAAAAGGAUUGAGAAAAACUGUUUGGCCGUUUUUGUUGCAUUGUUAUUCGACGAAUUCUACCUUUGAUGAACGAGUUGCUCUUGCGGAUAUAAGAAAAAAUGAAUACGAAGAAAUAAACCGUCGUCGUUUAUAUUCAAUGUCUCCGGAGGAAAGAGCUCAUUUUUGGCGAACUGUCGAGUGUGUCAUCGAAAAAGACGUCGUUCGAACAGAUCGAGGCAAUCCCUUCUUUGCAGGCGAUGACAACCCAAACAUCGAGACAAUGAAAAAUAUUUUGCUAAAUUACGCUUUUUACAAUCCCGGAAUGGCAUAUACACAAGGCAUGAGUGAUCUCCUUGCUCCCGUGUUGUGCGAAAUCAAAAAUGAAUCCGAAGCAUUUUGGUGCUUCUUUGGCUUAAUGCGAAAAGCAAUUUUUGUGUGUACUCCAACGGACAAUGAUAUCGACAAAAAUCUCCGAUAUUUGAGAGAAUUAAUAAGAUUGAUGGUUCCCAAAUUUUAUGCACAUAUGGAAAAACAUAAUGACGCAAUGGAAUUACUUUUCUGCCAUCGAUGGAUUUUAUUAUGUUUCAAACGAGAAUUCACCGAAGCUGUUGCAAUUCGUAUGUGGGAAGCAUGUUGGUCGAAUUAUCUCACGGACUAUUUCCAUCUGUUUUUGUGUCUCGCCAUUAUUGCAGUAUACGCCGACGAUGUAAUCGCUCAAGAUUUACGAACGGAUGAAAUGUUGCUGCAUUUUAGUUCAUUAGCGAUGUACAUGGAUGGACAACUGAUUCUCCGAAAAGCAAGAGGCCUAUUGUACCAAUUUCGACAAUUUCCGAAAAUUCCGUGUACAUUAUCGAAUUUGUGCAAACGCUGCGGUCCAGGAAUGUGGGAAACGGGACAUCAUCCAUCGAUCGAGUGUGUUGGGCAUUUAGAUGAUGAAAUUUGUCCAUUGGCUGUCGACUAAACAAAAAGAAGUUAUUCCAAAAUUUUGACUAAAAAUAAAAAAAAAAACUGACAAUGAAUUAUAUUAAAUAUGAAAAUA
Culicoides brevitarsis is the source of this 2546-nucleotide messenger RNA. RefSeq names its product TBC1 domain family member 16 (gene TBC1D16). NCBI's taxonomy places the organism in Eukaryota, Metazoa, Arthropoda, Insecta, Diptera, Ceratopogonidae. Gene Ontology annotation, biological process: activation of GTPase activity. The transcript is spliced from 7 exons. The coding region runs from base 138 to 2468 and encodes 776 amino acids. Gene Ontology annotation, cellular component: early endosome. Gene Ontology annotation, molecular function: GTPase activator activity. The record is from RefSeq and is a predicted model, not a curated record.